AUGGCAUCAUCACCAACGUUCAUGGGGCUCCGGGGAAGUGCCCUGACUCUAGCACAGUUGAUCGUGGUUGUCUGUCCUGCCUUUAUUUUGUUUGGAUACAAUCAGUCCAACUUAGGUGGGCUUAUGUCGGUGUCAGACUUUGUUCAACAUUUCCCUAGGAUCGACACUAAGACGACGGAGGGAGACCAGAAGAGCUCAAACGCUACAAUUCAAGGAGUCGUCGUUGCGACUUUCACUCUCGGAGCUCUCAUCGGAUGCUUGUCGUGCUCCUACACGGCCGACAAGUUUGGCCGUCGUUUGGUCAUUCUUGCUGGUGCUAUACUUACGGUCGUUGGAGAAGUCUUGGAGGCAUCGGCUUUUCAGCUGGCCCAGCUGAUUGUUGGUCGAACGAUCCUGGGUGCCGGUGUGGGUAUGCUAAGUGGCACAGUACCAACCUGGCAGAGUGAAUGUUCCAGCUCGAAGAACCGCGGAAAGCAUGUCGUUCUGGAUGGACUCUUCAUCUCGCUCGGUUAUGUCCUACAAGCUUGGAUAAACCUGGGAUUCUACCAAAUCAAGACCGGUCCGGCGUCAUGGCGAGCUCCCAUCGCAAUUCCUAUCUUCUUUUCUCUUGUCCUCGGCAUUGCUAUCCUCUUCAUGCCCGAGUCUCCCCGAUGGCUCAUCCAACAAGGCCGCAUACACGAAGCACAAAAUACCCUCGCCGCGUUGAAAGACCUUCCCGAAAACGACCCCACGAUCCAUACAGAAGUGUCAACCAUGGAGAUCUCCUUGGAGCAGACCGGCAAGAAAGCAUCCUUGGGAGACCUGCUGAAAAUGGGAGAGGAUAGACUGCUUUACCGUUUUGGCCUUUGCAUCCUCUUGCAAUUCUACCAGCAAAUGUCCGGCGGAAACCUGAUCUCGGUAUACUCAACGGUUAUAUUCGAAGACGGGCUGGACAUGGGGUCUCAAACAUCUCGGAUUCUGUCGGGAGGAACGUUGACGUGGAAGUUUCUGUCCUGCUUUGUCGCCUUCUUCACCAUUGAUCGAUUCGGUCGCCGAUUUGUCUUGAUGGUUAGUGGUACUGGUAUGGCAACUUGCAUGAUGGGGCUGGCUAUUGCGACCUCCUUCCCGCAUUCCAACUAUGCGGCCUCGGUUGUCAGUGUGUUGUUUGUGUUUCUGUUCAACUUUUUCAUUCCUAUCGGAUUUCUUGGUGCGAACUUCUUGUAUUGCACCGAAGUCUCACCGACACGUCUGAGGGUUGCUAUGGCUAGUAUCUCGACUGCGAAUCAUUGGCUGUGGUGA
Molecule: messenger RNA, 1278 nt
Organism: Aspergillus melleus
Lineage: Eukaryota; Fungi; Ascomycota; Eurotiomycetes; Eurotiales; Aspergillaceae
Exons: 1
Coding region: 1-1278 (425 amino acids)
Biological process (GO): carbohydrate transport; transmembrane transport
Cellular component (GO): membrane
Molecular function (GO): carbohydrate:proton symporter activity
Source: RefSeq, a predicted model, not a curated record